This is a messenger RNA of Iphiclides podalirius (scarce swallowtail), 246 nucleotides long. The record is from the annotation of a GenBank genome assembly. NCBI's taxonomy places the organism in Eukaryota, Metazoa, Arthropoda, Insecta, Lepidoptera, Papilionidae.
AUGUACCCUCAAGCCGAGAAGUACCACAACCUCCAGCCAGAUGCCUUCCCCAACAAGUUCUUCGGCUCGGAAGCCCUGAGCACCCGCUUCUCGGAGCCCUUCUCCGAGAACUAUCAGCAGACGGAUGGCAUAAACUUCCCCAACUAUGAGAGCCACACCUCAGAAGGCUACCAGGACCUCAGUGGUACGGUGGAGAGCGAAUACAGCGAGGUCAGGAGGAGAAAGAAGAAGAAGAGACAGGGAAAG